ACUCGCCAUGUCUGUAGUUUCGUUCUAAUUCGCAUAACGAGUGAUAGUGUAAACAAGUUUUUAAUUACUUUUACACCGCGAGCUGGUCUCAAAUAUACAUAGUUGAGUAAAAAUGACCACCGAGUUUCGAAAAUAUAGCAACAAAUCAUGAAAUUAUCGUCGAAAAAUUGACAACUUUUGGUCACACGAUCGGAUACGUCUCUUUCGGUACCUACUCGAAAAAAAUGCUCAAGUUUAAAAUUAACGAUAACGUCUAUACAGUGGGUGCUAAUGAUGUAUCUCCUGAGACCUCGCUCAACGAAUAUAUCAGAAACCAUGCCAAUCUCAAAGGUACCAAGUUCAUGUGUUUGGAGGGAGGCUGCGGUGCUUGUGUAGUCACUGUCAGGAAACCGAAUCCGAUAACUGAUCAGCAGGAAGUCUUUGCGGUGAACUCGUGUCUAGUACCUGUAUUUAGUUGCCAUGGAUGGAAUAUCAUCACCAUCGAAGGUAUAGGUAAUCAAAGAGAAGGCUACCAUAAAGCCCAAUCAACUCUGGCUGGCUUUAAUGGUACUCAAUGCGGAUACUGUAGCCCUGGAAUGGUUAUGAAUAUGUUCAGCUUACUAGAAGGAAACGAGGGGGAGGUUAAAAUGAGCGAUGUUGAGAAUUCUUUCGGAGGUAAUAUGUGCAGAUGUACCGGAUACAGGCCAAUUUUAGAUGCUUUCAAGUCCCUAGCCACUGAUGCUACUCCAGAGUUGAAGCAAAAAUUCAUCGAUAUCGAAGAUAUAAUGACUCAAUUUAAAGUCUGUUCCAAAACCCAAAAACCCUGCAAUAAUCAGUGUAAAAUCAAAGUAAACGGAUACGACACGUGCGUUGAUCAAGACCUUAAAGUACUCGAUAAAUCGAUAGGUCUAUCGAUACAGCUACAAGGAGCUACCUGGUUCAGAGUGACCAGAGUUCAAGAAAUAUACAACAUUUUCGAGAAAAUGGUUCACGAUGACACCAAGUACAUGAUUGUGGGUGGAAAUACGGCUCAAGGGGUCUACAGGUCCGAACCACAAAAAAUUUACAUCGACAUAAAUGGAGUGAAAGAAUUACACGAUUACGUAUUAAACUCUGGUAAUCUGAUUUUGGGAGCAAAUACGACUCUUACAGAGACCAUGAGAAUAAUGGAUAAAGUAGCAGCGGAAAAUCCCAAUAAAUUUGGCUACUUGAAAAAGCUCGCCAAACACAUCGAUCUCAUCGCCAAUGUGCCAGUCAGAAAUACAGGAACGUUGGCAGGUAACUUAUCGAUUAAGUAUUUCCACCCAGAGUUUUCUUCUGACCUGUUCAUCAUACUGGAAACCGUUGGAGCUCAAUUAACGAUUGGUGCUCCAGGUGGAAAGACGACUACUUAUUCAUUGGCAAAAUAUCUCGCAUCCGAUAUGCGAUGCAAAGUCUUAUUGAAAAUCAUAUUACCAGCCCUGGAUUCGUCUAAUUACGAAUACGCUUCCUAUAAAAUUAUGCAAAGAGCACAGAACACCCACGCUUACGUCAAUGCAGGAUUCCUCGUCAAGGUAGACAAGAAUAGAAAUUACAAAGUGAUUGGUUCACCAGCCUUAGUUUAUGGAGGAAUUAAUCACAAUUUCGUUCACGCCGAAAGAACCCAAAAUUACAUCACGAAUAAAAGCCUCUUAGACAUCAAUGUACUUAAAGAAGCUUGCAAAAUACUCAAAUCCGAACUCGAGCCUGACAAUGACCCCACCGAAGCAUCACCCGAGUAUCGAAUUUCAUUAGCAGUGAAUUUAUUUUACAAGUUCAUUCUCAGUUUAUCGCCAGAUUCCAUUUCAGAAAAAUAUCGCAGCGGAGGUUCUUUGUUAAUCAGACCUCUAUCAUUGGGCAAGCAAGAUUUCCAGACUGAUCGAUCAGUGUGGCCUGUGAACAAACCAAUACCUCAUGUGAAUGCAUUUCUACAAUGCUCUGGAGAAACUGAAUAUGUUGACGAUAUCCCAGCACGAGUCAAUGAACUUUACGCAGCAUUUGUAGUAGCUAAAAAAGGUCCAGGGAAAUUAAUCAGUAUAGAUACAAGCGCCAUAGAGAAUAUGCCAAAUGUAGUGAAGUUUAUAUCAGCCAAAGAUAUCCCGGGUAAAAACACUUGCCUAUCAGCAGUACCUUUUGGCACACUUGAAGAUGAACAGCUCUUUGCUGACAAAGAAAUCCUAUACGCUGGUCAAACCAUCGGAGUGGUCGUGGCUAAAACUCAAAUCCUCGCAAACAAAGCAGCAGACCAAGUCGUUGUUAAUAUCGAGCAAACUCGUAAGCCAGUUUUGAAUCUCGAGACAAUCGUUGAGACUGGAGAUCAAAGUAGAAUAAUUCGACAUGAGGAACAAAUUGCCACUCACAGGAAAAGUAAUACAAAGUACAAAUUCAAAGGCUCUUUGACAACGGGAAGUCAAUAUCAUUACCAUAUGGAAACUCAAACCUGUCUAUGUGUCCCACUUGAAGACGGAAUGGACAUUUACCCAUCUUCUCAAUGGAUCAGAGCAAAUCAACACACCGCAGCUGAAGCUUUAAAUAUGUCAGAAAAUAGUAUCAAUGUAAGCGUGAAAAGAUGCGGAGGAGGAUUUGGCGCGAAAACGGAGAGAUCAGGUUUGAUAUCAACAGCUUGUGCUGUAGCAGCUUACAAUCUCAAAGUGCCAAUACGAAUGGUCACCAAGUUGGAAACAAAUAUGGAAGCUAUUGGCAAGAGGAUCCCAAUGUAUGCUAAAUACGAGGUGGAAGUUGAUGAAAAAGGGGAAAUCCAACACAUGAUCGUCAAAACAUACAGCAACCAUGGCGUCACAUUGAAUCACUCGAUGCACGGUUUCAUUAUUCAUAGAAUUCCGAAUUGUUAUGAUUCGUCAACUUGGACAGUUUUUCAAUACCAUGUAAAGAGCGACUCCGCACCCAAUGUAUACGCCAGAGCUCCUGGUAGUUCUGAAGGAAUUGCCUUAAUUGAACAGAUAAUGGACCAUAUAGCCCAUGUAACUAAUCUCAAUCCAGUGGCUGUACGAUUAACGAACCUCAAUCCAGAAUUUACUUCAGAUAUUCCACCUAUGAUAGAUGAUUUGAAACAGAAUUCAGACCUGAUAAAUCGUUUGAAAGAGGCUGAAAAUUUCAACAAGACUAAUCGAUGGAAAAAACGAGGAAUCUCAUUGGUAGCGAUGAAUUACACCCUUGGUCCUUUUGUAUCAUAUCAUGCUUUAAUGUCAGUCUACAUGUACGAUGGAUCUGUGGCCAUAAGUCACGGAGGUAUCGAAAUGGGUCAAGGUAUUAAUACCAAAAUUGCGCAAGCUGUGGCCUACACUUUGGGAAUAGAUGUCAGUAUGAUAAAAUUUAAAGCAUCUAUGGCUCUAACUGGCCCUAACGAUGGACCCAGCGAUGCAAGUGCAGCAAGUGAUGGAGUUACUUACGCUGCUAUACAGUGUUGCAAAAUACUGCUCGCUAGACUCGAACCUGUCAAACAAAAAAAUCAAGGUAAAUCGUGGCCUGAAAUAAUCGCAGCCGCAGCAGCCGAGAAUGUAGACUUGAUGUGCGAAUACAUGUAUUCACCAACAGCGAGUUAUGCUCAUAACUACCACGUUUUUGGAGCAGCUGUUUCUGAAGUUGAAGUUGAUCUGUUAACUGGUCAAUAUUUGAUCAACAGAGUGGAUUUAUUGGAAGAUGUGGGGCAAAGUUUGAGUCCUACCAUUGAUCUGGGUCAAGUUGAAGGUGCCUUUGUUAUGGGUCUAGGAUACUGGCUGAGUGAAAAAUUGAUAUACGAUCAAGAUACUGGAGCUUUGCUGACUAAUCGAACUUGGAAUUACACCAUUCCAGGAGUUAAAGACAUUCCAGCUGACUUCAGAGUAUACUUCAGAAGAAAUUCUCAUAAUCCUUUAGGUGUACUGAGAGCAAAAAAUACGGGAGAGCCACCUCUGUGCUUGAGUAUAGGAGUAGUGUUUGCAAUUCGAAAUGCAUUACAAUCAGGAAGAAAAGAUGCAGGAUUGAAAGAUACCUGGUUCCAAAUAAACCUGCCACUCACUCCGGAGAACGUACUGCUCAGUUCAAAAACGUCGAUAGAUCAAUUCGCACUGUAAUUUUUUCUAACGUUUUAUCUCACGAUAAUGUAAAGCCUUAUACUCGUAUGCACGUAUAUGACCCUUUUAUGCCGAUUGUAAAAUUUUGACGUAAUAAAAAUUCCCUAAUGUGA
Messenger RNA from Planococcus citri (citrus mealybug), 4183 nucleotides. RefSeq lists its product as uncharacterized. Lineage: Eukaryota; Metazoa; Arthropoda; Insecta; Hemiptera; Pseudococcidae. Gene Ontology annotation, molecular function: FAD binding; 2 iron, 2 sulfur cluster binding; iron ion binding. The transcript is spliced from 26 exons. The record is from RefSeq and is a predicted model, not a curated record. The coding region runs from base 225 to 4070 and encodes 1281 amino acids.